UAUGCAUGUCUCCAUACUAAGUCUAAAACCAUUCCUAGAUUAGACUAAAAGACCAUUUGUUUCAUUGUUGGUAACGUUAGGCCCAUAGAGCCCAAACACAGCCCAUUAAGCUAAAUUUAACCCGACUCGUAAUCAAAGCACCCGAACCCGGAUCCGGUUAACGCAGGAUCUCCGAUUUAUUCUCCCUCCUCGAUUUCAGUGACGAGCCUGACCUCCGUCGCACCGUGCUUCGAUCUCUUCUUAAACCGCCGGUUCAUUUUCUCCGGUACACCGCCUAGUUCUUCUUAACCGAUAUAUACGAUUGAAAUGCGUGAUGUAAGAUUUGCUAUGAGCAUUCGACCAAGGCUGAGGAUAGUUGGCGUAGUGAUUUUAGCAGCAUGGAUUGGGUUUGCAGCUUUGUUUGGUUUGCUGAAACCUAUAAAGAAUGGUUGUACUAUGACUUACAUGUAUCCUACUUACAUUCCUAUCUCUGUGACGGAUGAUACAACUCCUGGAAGAUAUGGACUCUAUCUUUACCAUGAAGGUUGGAGGAAGAUUGACUUUAAGGAGCAUCUGAAGAAACUUAGUGGAGUUCCAGUUCUUUUCAUUCCAGGCAAUGCUGGUAGCUACAAGCAGGUCAGGUCUGUGGCAGCAGAAUCUGAUAGAGCGUUUCAGGGGGGGCCAUUUGAGCGCACAUUUUACCAGGAAGCUUCUCUAUUCCGUGAGGGAGGUGCAGAUACGGAGUUUGUAGACUAUGAUUUGCCUAGUCAGUACAGUAACAGACUAGAUUGGUUUGCUGUGGAUCUUGAAGGUGAACAUUCUGCAAUGGAUGGUCGCAUACUUGAGGAGCACACUGAAUAUGUCGUAUAUGCCAUUCAUAGGAUUCUAGAUCAAUAUAAGGAAUCUCAUGAUACCAGAGAAAGAGAAGGUGCCGCUGCGUCCAGCAACUUACCACAUAAUGUGAUAUUGGUUGGCCAUUCUAUGGGUGGUUUUGUUGCCAGAGCUGCUGCAGUCCAUCCUCGUUUGCGGAAAUCAGCUGUGCAAACCAUUAUAACACUCUCAAGUCCACACCAAUCACCUCCUCUGGCAUUGCAGCCAUCCUUGGGGCAUUACUUUGCUCAAGUGAAUCGAGAAUGGAAAAAAGGUUAUGAAGUUCAAACAUCCCCUGGGGGAAGUUAUGUGUCUGACCCAUUACUAUCCGGAGUUAUUGUUGUAUCCAUUUCCGGUGGCUACAAUGACUAUCAGGUUCGAUCGAAGUUAGAGUCACUUGAUGGCAUUGUCCCUUCAAGUCACGGCUUUAUGAUAAGUAGUACAAGCAUGAAAAACGUGUGGCUGUCAAUGGAACAUCAAGCUAUCUUGUGGUGUAACCAAUUGGUUGUUCAAGUUUCACAUACGCUUCUCAGUUUGGUGGACUCGAAAACUAAUCAGCCAUUUUCUGAUACUGAUAAGCGACUUUGGGUUUUAGCCAGAAUGCUUCAAAGUGCAUUAGCUCAAAGUUUCAAUGGAAUGACACCCAUGGAAGUCUCUCAUGAGUUACCCAUGUUGGCCUCAAAGGGCUCUACGUGUUCCCUGGAUUGGAGAGAUGAUGCACUCGAUAGGGAUCUAUACAUACAAACAAGUACUGUUACGAUUUUGGCAAUGGACGGGAGAAGGCGCUGGUUGGACAUAGAUUUAUUGGGGUCAAAUGGAAAGAACCACUUUAUCUUUGUUACAAAUCUGGCGCCUUGUUCUGGAGUAAGACUCCAUCUAUGGCCUGAGAAGGAGAAAUCAAAUUCAAAUUUACCGGUUUGUGAAAGGAUCGUGGAAGUUACAUCAAAGAUGGUUCUCAUUCCGGCAGGCCCUGCACCAAAACAGUCGGAACCAGGGAGUCAGACUGAACAAGCUCCCCCAUCUGCAGUGCUGAAGCUGGGGCCUGAAGACAUGCGUGGAUUCAGAUUCUUGACUAUCUCAGUUGCGCCUCGCGAAGCCGUUUCUGGUAAACCUCCUGUAGCAGUUUCCAUGGCAGUAGGGCAGUUCUUUAAUCCCGGAAACGGGGCCGUGGAGGUCUCAUCUCAAUCAAUGCUCUUAUCCACUUACUGGGCAAAGGAAAUAUUUUUGAAGGAGGACCAUCCUCUAGCUUACAAUCUAUCGUUUGCUACCAGCUUAGGUCUAUUGCCCACAACACUGUCCCUGAAAACUGCUGGAUGUGGAAUUAAAACUUUUGGUUUACCAGAUGGCGAGACAGGAGACUUGGACAAGGAUAAGCUCUGCAAAUUGCGUUGUUUCCCACCUGUUGCUCUUGCCUGGGAUUCUGCUUCUGGACUUCACGUUUUUGCAAAUCUCUGCAGUGAGACAAUAGUUAUUGAUUCAUCACCAGCUCUUUGGAGUUCUCAGAGUUCUGAGAAAACUACCGUUAUGCUACUGGUUGACCCUCAUUGCUCAUACACAGCAAGUGUUCAUGUUUCUGCUCCAGCCAUCUCCAGCAGAUUUGUCCUUCUAUAUGGUCCUCAGAUAGUUGGCAUCUCAUUUGCCGUCGUAAUGUUCGCUCUUAUGCGGCAAGCUAAUCAAUGGGACAACAAACUAUCAGUGCCACCAUUGCUCUCUGCUGUGGAGUACAAUUUAGAAAUGCCAUCUCCAUUUCUGCUUCUAGCUAUUUUACCUCUUAUAAGUUCAUUGUUCUACUCCUUCCUAAUGGCUCAACCAAUUCCUCCCCUCACAAGCUUCACAGUAGUCUCGUUGAUCUGUUAUUUGUUGGCCAAUGCCUUCAUCAGUGUGUUAACUUUUGUCUCCAAAUUUGCCUUCCAAGCGUCGGCCCUUGUCCACACCACUGUUAAAUCAAGGUGUCAAGCUUUGGAAAGAAACUAUUCUCUUGCUUUCCUUCAUUGGUUUUCUAUACUUUCUUCCAGCUUCGUCUGUUUAAAGCAGGCAAUCCGAAUUCUGAAGCUCAACACAAAAAUUGUUAUGACACUAGUCGCAGUUACCUUGGUGUCCUUUGUUCAUCCAGCUUUGGGUCUUUUUGUACUCCUCGCCUCUCAUGCCCUUUGCUGCCAUAACUCCAUGUGCUGUAUUGUGACGUCAUCGAGGAGAAAGGAAUCAGUCGACCAGAAAAAUGAAGCCGAGCGUAAAACGCGACAUCCCUCGAGCAGAGAGGAUCCCGUGUCAGGAGACUUGUCUGAAAAGUCAUUUGUUGAGACACAAGCAGACAUCUUCAACCACAGGCACGGCUUACUAAUAUUGCAUCUCCUUGCAGCUUUGAUGUUCGUACCCUCUCUUGCCGCUUGGUUCCAGCGGAUCGGAACAGGACAAAGCUUCCCUUGGUUUGCUGACUCUGCUCUCUGCGUUGGUGUAAUCUUCCAUGGAAUACUGAACUCGAGACCCGAGUCAAGCAUCCUACGCUCUUUCCCAUUUCUCUCAGGACACCAACUCCGUCCGCAUCACAUCUAUCUUCUCGCCGGCUACUACUGCUUCUUCUCCGGGCUAGAGUUGGCUCCAUACAAAGUGUUCUAUGCGAUAGCUUCUUUAGGCUAUAUCUCUUUGACUCUUAAGAUCUCACAGGUGAACAAGAACGACCUUCGUUUCCGUACUAAAAGCAGAAUACACAGAAACUGAGUUUUACAGUCGCAUGAUAACACAUUUCUGUGAGCCGAAAAUCGCAACUCAACCCUAAAAGCUCGAAUGAAUGACCGAGAUUUAUUUUCCAUCGGUCAGGUGGGUUGAUUGGGGAAUUUAGAAAUGAAGUCGGGAGAGUUUUGUUGCCGUUUCAAACUUGUCCAAUAACAUUAAUUAGAAUUGGUUUCAUUGUGUACUUGUCAUGUGUUUUUGUUUUGUAUUUCUCUCUAUAUGUAUGUUAUUUACUAGGAGCUCCAUCGCUCGAACCAGACUACUAUGAUAAAUUUUGUAUGAUUUGGUUUUGGUAAAUUUAAUGGAGAGAGAUUAUCAAA
Molecule: messenger RNA, 3899 nt
Organism: Arabidopsis lyrata subsp. lyrata
Lineage: Eukaryota; Viridiplantae; Streptophyta; Magnoliopsida; Brassicales; Brassicaceae
Exons: 19
Coding region: 307-3567 (1086 amino acids)
Molecular function (GO): hydrolase activity, acting on ester bonds
Source: RefSeq, a predicted model, not a curated record